AGCGCCCGUGAGUGUCGUGUCUCUUUGAGUGCUAAGCGAACUAUCCCGAUUCCUUUUACCUACUCCCGACGUAGUGGGCUAGAGCGUGACUCACGCGUGCGUGUGGUGCUUUCAUUUCGCUUGCCUUUCCCUCAUCAACGUUGUUAACUUUUUACGGGUUUCAUUUCUUUUCAAAUGGUUCACCAGCAAAUUGUAUGCACAUAUUUGGACGAGUGUAAACUUGGCAGUGUCUACUUCCUCGCCACGCUUGUCUCAUCCUCCCUUUCCAACUUAUUUUUUUCCCAAUUUGUAAAUGCUUGUUUUUUUUAUUCCCUAUUUAAUUCGAAGUUGACGUCUUAUAUAAUGAAUCAUCUUCAGUUUAUUUAAAUCGGAAAUUUGUAAUAAAGUUCUCUUUUUCAGUAAUAAGUGAGUUGUGAACUUCUGAAAAGCAGCUGGGAACUAUCUUAGGGUAUAGCUUUGGUGUGCAUCAUUAGUAAACUUAAGUGUAAAGAAACUUGCAUUCUGAAAUGUCGGAUCCUGUAGUGCUAAGUUUCCACGAUAGCCUGCUGCACGAGUCAGACCUGCGUCUGCUCAAAGGGCGGCACUGGCUCAACGACGCCCUGAUCUCUUUCUGGCUGGAGUAUCUGCAGCACACAAUCUUUCCUGACCAAACGCGCGUGCUCUGCGUCGGGCCAGAGGUCACCCAACUCCUCAAGAUGUGCGACCCUGCAGAAGUUGCUGUCGUAUUGGAUCCACUAGAAGCUAACCACAAAGACUUCAUCCUCCUCCCUGUCAAUGAUAACAACUCAGCCAUCGCCUCUGGUGGCAGUCAUUGGAGCUUGCUUGUUUUCAGUAGGUUUGACUUCAAGUGGUAUCACUACGACUCGAUGAGAGGCUCCAACUACCAGCACGCCAGGAGUCUUGUUCAACGGAUAAACAGAUACCUGGAGCGGGACGCGGUUCUUGUGGACGCGACGUGCACCCAGCAGGACAACAGCUACGACUGCGGCGCUUUCGUCCUCCUCAACGCCGAGCACGCGGCGUCCGCUGCCACAACGGGCGCCCCUCUGGGCACCAACUGCGUGCCUCGGCACCGCGCCGCUGAGAUCAGGCAGACUCUUGCUGACGUUAUCGACGCGCUACGUCAUCAGUCUUCAUAAGACUUGAAUACUUUUUUUGGUAAUAAAUUCCUGCUUUGAUUUGCUCAUAAAAGAGCAGUAUACACAGAGGACUUGUCACACCGGGCAAAGCAGGGUUUGUACAGUAUAGAGUUUACAGAUUUUAGCAGGAAAAACUGGCGAGCGUUCCUAUGUGUUCUUUCUCGUAAUUUGUGCUUGAGGAUUGAAAGCUGUACACGUCAAGGAACUAAUUAAGAUGUCUUUGUAAUGGGCAUUUUAUUUAAGCGAAUAAUUAUCGCAUGACAGGCGUGAAGUAGUGAUUAAGAUUUGAGAUUAAGCGCUCGCGUACGUGUCGCGCUCGCUGAUAAGAAUGUCGGUUUUUCAUGGUGGCAGAUGAGCUGUGGGUUAAUCGCACGUGGAUUUAGCUACACAUUUAGCUAGAAAUAGAAACACUUGUGUUCUAGCUUUAGUUAUGUUGCAGCAGGGAUCCUACUAUGUUAUUGACAUCGCUGACUACGAAGGUAGAUGUCUUAUCAAUAGUAACAUUUAUGACCUUUAUAAGGUUUCCAAAGGCAAAUUUGUAUAACAAAGUAAGCAAUUCGAUAUUAAUCAAAAUUUAUUGACUUAUGUUAACAGCGCAGUCUCGGGAAUACUUGCAGACUGAAUUGGUUUACUUUUUACUCGUCACAGAUCUGUACUUCGUGUAAUUUAUAAACCAUGUUACACAAAGAUUUGCGAUAGUAAAUGACGCAAAAGAUCUUAAGUAAAUAUUGAAAUACCUAUCAAGGACGAAAAGUGUAAAUAUCAUGUGAAAAGUUUGCUGAAGCUAACUCAGCGUAACAUUGCACAAGGACCAAGUAAUCACAGCGCGCUUGAAACACGUGUUCAAUCUUUCUAUACGAUUAUUUCUCAAUGCCGCGUACGAGUUUUUUUUGCCCUCCUGGCCUCCAUUUUUAGAAGGCAGCGUCUGCGAUUAGGUACCAGACAGAAGAUUCUUACAAUGCCCACCUCAACAUCGAUCAACUAUUUUUCAUUGUUGAAAAUUUUUAUAUCAAAUGUACCUCAUGUUGACAGCCAACAAGUAACCACAAGAUCGAGCCACUUUCACAUCGCACGUGCAUUGUACUGCACUGAAUUUCCAGACGGUGAAUACCAUCCAUGCACGAUUAAUUAUUUUUAAAAUUAAAAUUUACAACUGAC
Hyalella azteca is the source of this 2297-nucleotide messenger RNA. RefSeq names its product sentrin-specific protease 8-like. The record is from RefSeq and is a predicted model, not a curated record. Gene Ontology annotation, biological process: proteolysis. Bases 507 to 1139 code for a protein of 210 amino acids. Lineage: Eukaryota; Metazoa; Arthropoda; Malacostraca; Amphipoda; Hyalellidae. The transcript is spliced from 2 exons. Gene Ontology annotation, molecular function: cysteine-type peptidase activity; deNEDDylase activity.